Iphiclides podalirius (scarce swallowtail) is the source of this 492-nucleotide messenger RNA. Lineage: Eukaryota; Metazoa; Arthropoda; Insecta; Lepidoptera; Papilionidae. The record is from the annotation of a GenBank genome assembly.
AUGGCCUAUAUUCGAGGCUCGGUGCUUAGCUUCUGCUCCACGAACGGGAAGGCUCGUUCGGGUACCACAGCCCACAUUCGAGUUUCGGUGGUCAGCUUUCGCUCCAGGAAUGGGAAGGAAUGUUCAGCCAUUUGGUCGCACGCGGGUCGUGUGCCGCCUCCCUGUCAGCGGGUUCUUCCAAUCUGUGUAACGUCUGGUGAUUCGCGUUCCACUUAUUAUCGUACCGUGGGCAUUUGCAUAAGAAUAACAAGGAGGAUUAUUGAUGUCUCCCCCCCCCCCCCCCCCCCCCCCCUCUCCGCCGUGGCCCCGCAGCCGCGGCGGCCCUGUCGGUUCCUGAUGGUCGGCGGUUUCUGUAUGAAACCGGCCACGGCUUUUGAAUGCGAAUGGGCCUAUUGCGUCCAAUCUGAGAGAUGGAGCCGAUGGAGAGAUUGGAGCUGGAAGGAGCUCUCGCGAGUAGUGCCCGCGAAGUCGCCGAAUUGGGCAUUCGCAAAU